This is a messenger RNA of Manduca sexta (tobacco hornworm), 1267 nucleotides long. Its product is annotated as cytochrome P450 3A19-like. The transcript is spliced from 2 exons. The coding region runs from base 277 to 1161 and encodes 294 amino acids. Lineage: Eukaryota; Metazoa; Arthropoda; Insecta; Lepidoptera; Sphingidae. The record is from RefSeq and is a predicted model, not a curated record. Gene Ontology annotation, molecular function: heme binding; iron ion binding; oxidoreductase activity, acting on paired donors, with incorporation or reduction of molecular oxygen.
UAAAUUGGGCGAUAAUAUUUUGUCCAUCGACAACUAUCCUAGAUGGAAAAUCCUGCGACACAAAAUGACACCGGUUUUCAAGAAUAUUCGACUCAAGACCAUGUUUUAUAGUAUAGAUAUAUGUGCACAAAAUUUAGUUGAUUUGAUUGAAAAAGACACACAGGUUAGGGAAAACCUUACAAUAUUAUAUAUACAUACACAGCCGCAUCUAUUGGAGCAGCAGUAUUUGGGAUAGACACAACAAGCAAAAGCACUAUAGAUUCUCCAUUCGUAAAAAUGGCCUGGGACGCCUUUGAACCAUCAUUUUCCACUAACAUAAAAUUUUUAUUGAACAAUAUGCUUCCAUCAUUAUUCAACAUUUUGCCAAUAAAAUUAUUUGGUGAUCACGAAGAAUUUUUUAUUGGUGCUGUUAAAAAUGUUUUAAAGAAGCGUCGUAAUUCUAAGAAAAGGAAUGAUUUUAUUGAUGUGUGCUUGGAGCUGCAGAAAAAUGGACUGAUGAAAGAUCCAACUACUGGUUAUGAAUUAGAGCCGACCGACGAGCUUCUCGCAGCUCAAGCGUUUUUCUUCUUUAUAGCUGGUACUGAAACCACAGCCAAUGGGAUACAUUUUACUCUUUUAGAACUGGCAGCAAACCAAACGAUUUUAACGAAACUACACGAAGACAUCGACGAAGUUUUCAAAGAUGGUAAAACUGAACUCACGUAUGAAGAUUUAGAUAAUCUGCCAUACCUCGACAUGGUCAUGAAUGAGGCUUUGAGAAAAUAUCCACCAAUUGGACAGAAUCAAAGAUUUUGUACGAAAAAUACUGAGCUACCAAGCAAUAAAUUGAAAAUAGAGAAGGGCACAGUAAUAAUAAUACCGAUAUAUUCUAUCCAUCGAGAUGAGAAACUAUUCCCAAAUCCUGAUUUAUUUGACCCGGAAAGAUUUGCUCCUGAUAGAAUUAAACAUAUGGAAAAAUUCAGCUACAUGGCUUUUGGUAGAGGAAAUCGUGUUUGUAUUGGUAUGAGAUUCGCGCGUAUCCAGAUCAAGGCUUGCUUAGUCCGUCUGUUGAGAAGGUACACCCUCGCCGAACAUUCUUACAAGCCGGAUCGGUUCGAACGAAGCACGUUCAGCAUUCGUGAUUCAAAUGCAAGAUACGAAUUCAUACCCCGAGAAUUAUGAAGAAAAUUACAAAUUUGUUCCAGAUGAGGUUUUGUUAAAAUUAAUGCACCCAACCAGAGAAGUUAAAUAUUGAAUUUUGAACUUUUACUAUAUUUCGUCAUCAAAA